Rhodamnia argentea is the source of this 5791-nucleotide messenger RNA. Its product is annotated as protein ESSENTIAL FOR POTEXVIRUS ACCUMULATION 1. The coding region runs from base 117 to 5582 and encodes 1821 amino acids. The record is from RefSeq and is a predicted model, not a curated record. Gene Ontology annotation, molecular function: protein binding. NCBI's taxonomy places the organism in Eukaryota, Viridiplantae, Streptophyta, Magnoliopsida, Myrtales, Myrtaceae. The transcript has 10 exons.
AUAUAUUUUUCCCUUCUUCUGCGUCAGCCUCUUCUCUCUCACUGCAGCAACCAAAGAGCUUUGAAAACCCUUGAAGCAAAUCCCUGAUUGUCGUCCGCAACCUUCGUCGAUCCUCAAUGGCUCACACCACCGGCUUCGAUUCUCGCCCCAGCCUCUCUCUCACUCCUCCGCGCCAGAUCUCCAAAGAUGUCCAAGUAUCAGAAAAUCCAAUCCCACUGUCACCCCAGUGGCUUCUGCCAAAGCCAGGAGACAAUAAACUGGCUAUGGGACCUGGGGAAAACAAUUUCAGCCCUCACUCAAUGCAUGGCCGCUCUGAGAUGACCAAGUUGCCUGAAAACUGUGAUGAGGUGGCUGAUACCCAGAAGAAGAAGGAUGUUUUCAGGCCAUCCUUGCUUGACAUGGAAACUGGUCGUCGAGACCGCUGGCGUGAUGAAGAAAGAGACACCAAUUCCUCUAUCCGUAAAGACCGUUGGCGGGAUUUUGAUAGAGAGCUUGGAGACACUCGUAAGACGGAACGUUGGGAGAACUCUGCAAGAUCCUUUGGGGAGUUGCGUCGAGCCCCAUCUGGGCGAUGGACUGAUUCAGGUAGUAGGGAUAAUAAUAGUCAUGAGCAACGCCGUGAUAGCAAAUGGAGCACUCAUUGGGGUCCUGACGACAAAGCCGCAGAUGGUUCACGUGAGAAGUGGAUGGACUCUGGGAAAAAUGGUGAUGUUCCAAACAAAGGUUUGGUUCCAUUAGGUAAUAAUAGGAAGGAUGAGGAUCAUCUUAGGCCAUGGAGACCUAGUUCGUUGCAAGGUCGAUCCAGGGGAGAACCUCCUCACCACCAAACUCCAACCAACAGACAUGUUCCUGCAUUUUCUUAUGGUCGUGGUUCUGGGGAAAAUGAUCAAGCAACCUUUCCACUUGGACAAGCUAGAAAUAGCUCGGUUGGAAGCUCAUUUGACAGAAUGAUGCCAACUGUGGUGACAGAUUCAGAGAAGGGUGAUUCUGUCCAUGGGGAUUCUGCUACUUUAAGAUAUAGCAGAACAAAACUGCUUGAUAUUUACCGAAUGACUGAUGUGAGUUCACUUCAAAACAUAGGACAUGGGAUCACACUAGUGCCUUCACUUACGCUGGAAGAAGUGUCGGGGCCUUUGGCUUUAUGUUCACCAAAUCCCGAGGAAAUGGUUGUUUUGAAAGGAAUUGAUAAGGGGGAGAUUGUAACAAGUGGUGCACCCCAGAUCUCAAAAGAUGGAUCUGUUGGACGCAACUUGAUUGGCUUUUCACAGUCCAGACAGCCCAAAAUUGCAGAAAGCAAGGAAGACGUUCCUAUUGAUUCUGAUGAUGUCAAAAUUGAAGUACCCCAAGGUAGUAGUGUGAAAUUCCCUGAGGUUUUGUCCCAUGAAAAGCAGCACUCAAAGGGGUCUAGCUCGAGAAUGGAAAACUUUCGGGAUCCAAGGCCUUAUUGUGAUGCCAAAUUCAAAACAGAAGCUUUUGGAGAAGAUGGUGACUCCAGAAAGGCUAAUGAUGGGAUAAUCAGUAGGGAGUCAAUCUCUCAGGGAAACAAUUCUGCAAUUCCUGUCUCUGCGUGGCGUGCAUCUGUGUUGGGAGAUCGAAGUCACUCAUCUUCAAACGAUUUGAGUGAUACACCAAACGAUAAACGGUCCGGAGCCCCUGGAAUUUCUUGGUCACAGCAACAAAAGGGCAUGAGUAAUGAUUGGGGAAGUCAUCUGGGAAAUUUGUCUUACUUAAAGGAUGAUGAGAAAUUGCUAAAUGAGGAUAGGCUAUCUUCUGCUGGCAUGGGAAGGGAACAAGAAGCAAGGCGUCAUGUGCAAACUCCUCCAGAAGAGUUACUUCUCUACUAUAAGGACCCUCAGGGUGCAAUUCAGGGUCCCUUUUCUGGUGGUGAUAUCAUUGGAUGGUUUGAGGCUGGAUACUUUGGCAUAGAUUUGCUAGUUCGCCUAGCAAAUGCACCAAGUGAUGUGCCAUUUGCUUUACUAGGUGAUGUUAUGCCGCACCUAAGGGCGAAAGCGAGGCCACCACCUGGAUUUAAUGCACCAAAGCAGAAUGAUUUUGCAGAUGCAAUAAUCAGGCCGAAUUUCAGUACUUUUGGAAAGGUUAGUGCUGAAAUUGAUCUUAGGAGUGAGCAGAGGCACAAACAGGGUUCAGCAACAGAAGCUGAAAAUCGAUUCUUGGAGUCAUUGAUGAGUACUCCUAACAGUAUGCCCGUGGAGAAGUUCCCCUUUUCUGAAGGUUUGCAUUCAUAUGUUGGAAAUAAUCCUAGUGGCGCAGGCCUGUCUGGAGUGGAUGGUGCAAACAACUAUCUUUUAGCCAAGAGAAUGGCUCUUGAAAGGCAGAGGUCUAUGUCCGACAAUCCUCAUUGGCUAGGAAGAGAUGGUGUAUCAAUGCCUCCUAUGUCAGAGAUUGCCCAAGACCCAUUAGCUCUGCAACCAAAUCUUCAACCGUUGCCUGCCGAAAGUAUUCGUUUGCCUCAUUCUCAAAGUGCUGAUCUCCUGCCGGUCCUUCAAGGCUUAUAUGACAGGUCUUCCUCUGGUAUAAAUAACGGAAUAGCUGGUUGGUCGAAUUUCCAUGCCCAGGGAAGCUUGCAGGAUAAAGUUGACUUGCAUCUUGCUCAGAACCUCCCUCCGCAAACCCCCUUUGGGAUUCAGCAACAGAGACUUCAACCUUCUUUAACUAAUUUGCUUGCUCAUGGUGUAGAUAAUUCAUCUAGCAACUUAACGCCCGAAAAGUUACUCUCAUCUGGCUUGUCUCACGACGCCCAGCUGCUAGGUUUGCUGCAACAGCAACGUUUGCUGCAGCUUCAUUCUCAGUCGCAUAUUCCAGCACAACAAUUGUCCCUGUUAGAUGAACUGUUGUUGCUUAAGCGGCAAGAGGAGCAGCAGCAACUGCUGCGGCAGCAACUACUACUUUCUCAAGCUUUAGCAGAGCAGCAGGCUUCCCAGUUUUUGCGUGAACCGCCUUAUGCUAAUUUACAGUCAGGUGCUAUAUCUACAGGGAAUGUGUCUGGUGAUCCUCGCCUUCAGCCAUCACAAGAGGGGUUUCAGGCUGGGCCAACUAUACCAGUGCCCACUAUGCAGGAUGAACGAAUUGCUAACAAUGUUAGUCUACCUUCAAAAGUCACAAAAGAUGCUAAUCAAAGUUCUAUUUCUGAAGCUUCUAUAGCUUCACUUCUGCCACAUCAGAUACUUGGUAAUGUGAACCAUCGCAACAAUUGGCCUUCUCCAGCUCCUGAUCAAAUCCAUGAUAGCUAUCAUAAGGAGCCAUUAUCAGCUUCAAUAGUUGGUGAGAGCUCUCCAUCAGAAGUUUUUGAUAGGCCUUCACAGCAGCCUUCUCAUCCAGUGCAAACUUUUGCUGCCUCUGAAGUCCUUACUCCAGUAAUUCCUGAGAAAUCCUUCGAAAAAUGUUCGAGGAGUGAUGACACUAUGACGGUUGUAACGUCAGAGCCAAGAAAUGUUGAUUCUCUGCCUUCUGAGUUUGUCGAAUCUACUGAUGCCGUUCCAUUAGCGAGGAGUCUGGAGAAUGAAAUGUCAGUGGCUGAUCACGCUGCUGCUUCCAAGGUCCAGCCUGACAGCUCUCUUGACGAGAAGCAAACUGAGGAAGAGUUCUCCAAUGAAUCUUCCAGAGUGUCGGAGGCGAAAAGUAUUGAAGCGCGUGAAGUGAGAAAGACGUCCGAGAAGAAGUCGAGAAAACAAAAAUCAUCCAAGUCAACCUCUGCUACAGAUCAGGCGAAGGGCUCUGAAACAGCUAGUAUGCAGCGGACUAAGCAGUCUGAAAUUGAUCGGCUACUUGGUGCCGAUGAACCAGUUGAGAUGGGUAGAGCGACUGGCGAAGAAGUUUAUGGAACAUCUCCCCAGAGGACGAUUGACAGGGUCACUACUGUAAUGGAAACCAUGGGGUCUCAGCAAGUAAAAGCAAUCAAGCAAUUAGAUAGUGUUGAAGCUGAUUUUAAGAGUGCUUCUGAGCCUAACCAUGCUGCUCCUGUUUCUGCUCAAAACACACAACUACCAUCAGGACAACGUGCUUGGAAAGCUGCCCCUGGUUUCAAGGUGAAGUCACUGUUGGAAAUUCAGGAGGAAGAGCAACGGAGGGCACAGACAGAGGUGGCAGUUUCUGAGAUUUCUGCUGGUAUCAACUCUGUAAAUUUUUCAACUCCAUGGGCUGGGGUUGUUGCCAGUUCAGAAUCUAAGAUCUCCAGAGAGGGAUUAGAAGAUGUUGACAACUCUGAGUUUAUUGUGGCUAAAAAUCAAAGUUCCAUUGACCCCAAGAGUAAAGAGAGUCAGUUACAUGACUUGUUGGCUGAAGAACCAUCUGGAAAGUCUAGUCAACGAGAGAUGGAGAUGUCUGAUAGGAAACAUGGUUCAUUGUCUCAGCAAGUUGCAGCAAUUCAAGUGGAGACUCUGGAUGGUGAGAACUUUAUUGAUGCAAGAGAAUCUAAAAAGAACCGUAAGAAGUCGGCAAAAUCUAAGGCUGCUGGAUCUAAGAACCCAGCUCCUGUUACUUCUGCUGAUGUCUCUGUUGGUUCUAGUGCUGUCGAGAAAGGUAAAAGCUCCAGGAUGGUGCAGCAGGAGAAGGAAGUAUUGCCGAUGAUCCCAUCAGGGCCGUCUUUGGGAGAUUUUGUUCCCUGGAAGGUGGAAGCGACUAAUUCUCAGCCUGCACCAGCAUGGUCUACCGACUCUGGGAAGCUUAUUAAACCAACAUCUUUAAGGGACAUCCUGAAGGAGCAGGAAACUAAGGUUGCGGCUGGCCAGCGCCAAAACCAAAUCCCGAUUCCUCAGAAAUCUCAACCGGUUCCAUCUGCCCAUAAUUCUUCGUGGUCACUUUCUGCAUCUUCUCCAUCUAAGGCGGCAUCUCCUCUACAGAUUAACUCCAGUGCUUCCUCUAAGCCUAAGUUUAAAGAAGAUGAUGAUUUAUUUUGGGGGCCGAUUGACCAAUUAAAGCAAGACACUAAGCAAGCCGAAUACCCUAAACUUGCAAGCCAGACAAGCUGGGGAUCAAAGAACACUCCCGUUAAAGGAACUCCAAGUGGGUUGUUUAGUCGGCAAAAAUCUGUUGGUGUCCGACCUGUUGAACAUAUUCGUUCGUCCUCACCUGCUUCUGGGCAGACAUCUUUAAAGGGAAAAAGAGAAGCCAUGAACAAACAUUCAGAGGCCAUGGACUUCAAAGAUUGGUGUGAAAGUGAGUGUGUGAGGCUUAUUGGGACUAAAGAUACAAGUUUCCUGGAAUAUUGCUUGAAGCAGUCACGAUCAGAGGCCGAGAUGCUUUUGAUUGAGAAUCUCGGAUCCUUUGAUCCCGAUCAUGAGUUCAUUGACAAGUUCCUGAACUACAAGGAAUUGUUACCAGCAGACGUACUUGAAAUUGCCUUUGAAAGUCGGAAUGAUCGGAAGGCCCCUCUUGUCGGUGCUGGAGAUGUGAAUUCCGAUGAUCUAGGGCAACUCGAUUCCUUAAGAGGUCCCGAUGGGCCUUCAAAAGGAGGCAGCAAGAAGAAGGGGAAGAAAGGGAAGAAGGUCAGCCCUUCAGUUUUAGGAUUUAAUGUCGUCAGCAACCGGAUCAUGAUGGGCGAGAUCCAAACGGUCGAUGAGUAGGUUGGGUUUCAUGAGUUGGAUGUAAAUACAUGUUUUGAUUGAAAGGUCUGUACAUGGCCUUCUUGUCAGGUGUUUAUGGCUGACCCUUUUUGUUCUUCCUUUUAGAGCAACAGCUGCGGCACUAAUUUAAUCUGCUCCAGCGAUUUUGUGCACUCUGUAGUUUAGUCAUUUUACUUGUAACUUUAUUUCAAGGAAACUCGUUUCCUUUC